This is a messenger RNA of Esox lucius (northern pike), 7962 nucleotides long. Its product is annotated as trichohyalin. NCBI's taxonomy places the organism in Eukaryota, Metazoa, Chordata, Actinopteri, Esociformes, Esocidae. The record is from RefSeq and is a predicted model, not a curated record. The transcript has 14 exons. The coding region runs from base 413 to 6088 and encodes 1891 amino acids.
GUGGCAAAUCGUUAACGUGGGUAGCUACACGCAGGUAGAAUGUACUUGUGUGAGACUCAGGGGAGAAAGGUAAACUGAUAAAGAACUUCGAGGAAUGAAAGUAACUUGUUGACAAAGUUAUUAUACGGGAUUAGCGAGUUAAUGAUCACAAUUAACGAUAGAAGCUCAUGUCUCCGAACAACCCCGCUAGUACAACUGUAUUAGCAACAGGUUUGCUUCUUUCUGGCACAGACCCUUUCCCACACCGCAGAGCGAUUGACUGGGGUUUGGUUGAAGAAAAUAAUUAGGUCGCUUGAAAGGCUACUUGUACUCCGUACCCCAGUAUGAUAUGAGAUCACUGCAUGGUUUCUACAGAAACCAGGGCUCCACUGUGGACGGUUGACAGGCAGCCAGUCUGGUGUUUUUCGCUGGGAUGGCUGCACAAGUGGAGGUGCCUACUGGGGAGGUGGGAAGGACAGGGGUUGGGGGGCGUCUUCGCCUAAGCCCUCUGGCUGACUCCAGCAACAAGAACCUGACGGAGGGACUCUCCAACACCCAGGGCACCCUCAUCAUCACACCAGAGCCGAGUAAGCCGGCCCCUGCACCCAAACCCAGGCUCACCCCUAAACCUUUUACUGUGGAGAAAAACCCCACCAUCCGGCCCAUAGUUGCUCCUAAGCCUAAUACCAAGCCCCAACCGGAGCCCACUCGCCGUACUUCUUUCAAACCCGACCCACCCAGUGCACCGAAACCUCAUCAGCCCAAUGUCUCCUGCAAACACAGACCAGUGCCGACCAACCCGUCACCUACCUACAGCAAAGCCUCUCCCAAGUUGAGCACAGGACAAACAGUCAAGCCGGUAGCCCAGCCCUUCAAACCUGCCCCUCCUCUAACCCUUGGGGACCCCAGCAAGCUCCCCGCCUCCCAACCGGUGGAACCUAAAAAGCAAUCUGCAGCAGGCUUGUCUCAGUCACAAGGCCCAAAGAAACCCUCCCCCGCGGAAUGGUCUGGAACCACCAAACAGGAGAAGGAAUGGAAGAAAACCGCAUCCACGGUCAGAGCUGGGGGAGCUUCCAUGACCAGAGCCAAGUCCCUGGGCUACCUCAAUCAGAUUGGGCUAGAGGAGGAGAAGAACCUAGAUGAAGACACCAAAGUCCAACUCCGACCCCAGUCUAAAGGCCCCAGGAACCGACCCGUUUCAGCCAUCUUCCUACCAUCUCCCACUCAGACCAAUUUGCCCAUCCCAGCGGCUCGUUGGGUAGCCAGACGGCCCCUUUCAGCCGACCUUACCGCCAAGUUUGAGUCGAUAGGCCUGUCUUUCCACCGCGGCCGGUCUGCCAACACCGACAGCAAGGAGAACAGUCCGGAAGAGGGGGCGCCGUUACGAAGGAGAGACAGGGAGAAGGGUGGAGAGGGCUGCACUGUUACGCCACCACCCAUGGACAGCGUGCCUUCAGCCCCAGCGCGGGGAGGUAAGAAGAAAACUGAGGAAGAGGAGGAGGAAGAGAACUGUGAGGGACGGGUUGGAGGCAGCAUUAAGAGACGGAUCAGUCUCUUGCUUGAUUGGUCAUCAUCUUCUCCUGUAGUUCCUCCUCGUGUUGCAGCCCAGGGGAUAGAGCCUCGCUCUCCAACCCAGCCAGUUCCAGAGGCAAAUGUGCAGCAGGGUGGUGUUAAACAGCGGAUCAGGAAGCUAACUGAAGAUACUGUUACACCACCAGCUCAGACACCAACUGUUAAACCGCCAUUCAAGCCGCGUCCUCUGCCCCCUGACUUGACCAAAAGGUUUGGCUCUGAGAGGUCCUCAGACCUCAGCAGUCCCUCCCCUAAAGAGGCGACAGACCGCUGUGAGAGUGACACUGAUCCUCAAAGGAGGGGGGAGGGCUCUGUCUUUGUCUUCAGUGAUCAAAGGAAGGUGGAUGAAGACGCCAAAGGGUCCCAAGAACAUCCCACCCAGAUAUUCUCUGACCCCUCAGCCGGAAGUACUGAAGCAGGCUGGGGGAUGGAGACCGAAGCCCAGGAGAGCCCCUGGGGCAGUGGGGUGCAGACCGUGAGAGCAGCCCUGUUUGACAACGUGGUAGAGAGACGCAGUGUGCUGGUGAUGGAGGAGGAGAGGCCUCAGAGUGCCACAAAGGGCUGUCCCAAGAGGUCCGUUUCCCUCAAAUUAGGGGACGCAGAGAACGACAGCAGCAGCAGCUUGGUCACCGCCACCUACCGCAAGCCCCUGUCUCCCUCCAGUCCCCUGUCUCCCUCCAGUCCCCUGUCUCCCUCCAGUCCCCUGUCUCCCCCCAGUCCGCUCCGCGUGGAGCAUUCCUUUGACACUGUGCAGGCGGUGGGGGAGAGGAGAGCCGUCAGCGAGCGUGUCCCCUCGGCUCAGCUGGAAGACAAGGCCAUGACCCUCCGCUCCAGACGUAACAGGCUGGCCAGAGCUGAGCCGCUGGAGGAGAGACCUGCUCCGAUCCAAAGAGACGUCAGUGGGCCUCCGGGGGGAGGAGCCCCUGGCUCACAACAGGAGCAGACGCCACGUUACCUGAGGGUUGGUGCUCUGCAGAAGUGGAAUACUGAUCAGGUGGACAGGGAGGCAGAGCUAGAGAGAGCAAUGCAAAAAGAAACGGAAAAGGAGAGACAAAUGGAACGCGAGAGAAAGGGGGAGGUAUAUGAGAGCCAGGGAGAGGCGGAGAGUAGGUUGGUCAUGGAAGUGGACAGGGAGAAGCAGAGGGAGCUAGAGAGGGAGGAGGUGGCAGCACCUAAACGUUUGAAAAUGCUUGAGGAAGAUGAGCAGCCACCCAAACCCAGAGCCACCUACUUUGCUCUGACUGGUCAGAUACAUGGUCAUGAAGAGAGAGGGGACAUGGAAGGUCCUGUUGAGGAUGUCUUUGUAAACUCUGGACAUUGGGGCUCUCAGGGGAAGAUCUUACAUGUACGAAGGAACCCCUCACUAGAUGAGGCAUUUGGGAAAAGCCUACAUGGUCAAGAACCAGAGGAAGAGCUGAUGAAGAGGAACCAAAGGGAGAAAGGAAAUUCAGGGGGCAAACAGGCUGGAAUGGAGGCGAUGGAAAUAAAAAGACAGAAGCAAAAACACUUUGAAAAAGUACAAGAUUUGAAGAAGGAGAAAGAUUGGCAAAGGGGGGGAGAGUAUUUUGGGAGGGAGAAACAGCGACAGCUGGAAAUGGAGGGACAGCAACAGAGAGAGUUAGAAAGAGGGGGACAAAAUCAGUUGAAUGAAGAGAAAAAAAGAGAGUUUGAAAGACAACAAGAGCUGGAGUUGACGAGACAAAGAGAAUUGGAGAGGGAGAGGCAGCGAGAGUUGGAGAGGGAGAGGCAGCGAGAGUUGGAGAAGGAACAGAGGCAGCGAGAGUUGGAGAAGGAACAGAGGCAGCGAGAGUUGGAGAAGGAACAGAGGCAGCGAGAGUUGGAAAAGGAACAGAGGCAGCGAGAGUUGGAAAAGGAACAGAGGCAGCGAGAGUUGGAGAAGGAACAGAGGCAGCGAGAGUUGGAGAUGGAACAGAGGCAGCGAGAGUUGGAGAUGGAACAGAGGCAGCGAGAGUUGGAGAUGGAACAGAGGCAGCGAGCGUUGGAGAGGGAGAGGCAGAGGCAGCGAGAGUUGGAGAAGGAACAGAGGCAGCGAGAGUUGGAGAAGGAACAGAGGCAGCGAGAGUUGGAGAAGGAACAGAGGCAGCGAGAGUUGGAGAUGGAACAGAGGCAGCGAGAGUUGGAGAGGGAGAGACAGAGGCAGCGAGAGUUGGGGGAGAGGCAGCGAGAGUUGGAGAAGGGGGAGAGGCAGCGAGAGUUGGAGAAGGGGGAGAGGCAGCGAGAGUUGGAGAAGGGGGAGAGGCAGCGAGAGUUGGAGAAGGAACAGAGGCAGCGAGAGUUGGAGAAGGAACAGAGGCAGCGAGAGUUGGAAAAGGAACAGAGGCAGCGAGAGUUGGAGAGGGAGAAUGAAUCUGAAAAGGAAAAGCAUAGACAAUUAGAGUUGAAGAGGCAGAUGUUGGAGAGGAAGAAGGUUGAAGAGUUGGAGAUGAUAAAGGAAAUGGAGAAGCGACAACUGUUAGAAUUUGAAAAACAGAAGCAGGCCGAGAGAGAGGCAGAACAGCUUCUGGAGCUUGAAAAGCAGAGACUGAGGGAGAAGAAGGAGAUUGAUCAGCAGAAGAUGAGACAGCAAGCCAUACAACAAGAGGUUGAGAGACAGAAGGAGUUGGAGAGAGAAAGGCAGUGUGAUCUGGAAAUACAAAAGCAGAGAGAGUUGGAGAGGCUGAGACAGAAACAGUUGGACUUUGAGAGACAGGAGAUGGAAAACCAGAGGGAGAGAAAGGCACAGGUUGAGAGGGAGAGGCAGACUGAGAUGGAAAACCAGAGGGAGAGAAAGGCACAGGUUGAGAGGGAGAGGCAGACUGAGAUGGAAAACCAGAGGGAGAGAAAGGCACAGGUUGAGAGGGAGACGCAGACUGACAUAGAGGAGCGGGAGAAGAUGAGACAGGUUGCCAGACAACAAGAGGCGGAGAGACCGAGAAUCCUGAGGAGACAGAACCAGGAGAGACUGGACGCCUACCCUCUCAGACCUAAAGUGUUGGAUGUAGACUCUGUCUCUCUGAGUGAGCAGCACUCCAGAGGCAGUCCUAGGUCCCCCGGAGCCAGGUGGAAGCAGCCCUCUGCCUGGGCUGACAACCACUACAAGCCUGGCAUCUUGGACUCAGUCAGGCCCCAGCCUUCACCCAGCAGGGAGGUGUUCCCUGUCGCUGGCUUCCUGGGCUUUGACCCUGCCAGUGGGGACCGAUCCCAGCUGCAAACCCCAGAGAUGGAAGGGACGAGUAGGAUGGCUCCUGAGGGCACUGUGGGGCGUUCCAGGUCGGUGUGGGCCCCCUCUCAGCAGGAGCUUUGGGACCAGAGGCUAGGUGGGGUAUCAGUGGAUAGGCCCAUGGCAGGACCAGAGCCACCCAGGAAACCGGCCAAUAAACCCAGCCUGGAGCAGAUCCUCCGUAGGCAGGACAGGGCCACGGCCCCUAUCCUGGUCCCAGAGAGACCUUGCUCUGAUGUUCCCAGUGAACCAUUGUUCCCCAGGAGAGAGCCCCACAGCCCUGGGUCCCCCAUGGAACAAACCUGGUUCCUCCAGGACCCUGAGCCUCAGGGCCACAAGGUAGCAGCCAGAGGACAGAGGAGAUCUCAGGGCUCCCAGGAGCUGAACCGGAUGAGGUCCCGCAGUGUGUCCCGUCGGUCGGCCCCAGCUGAGAGUGCUGUGGAGGGGAGCCUGUCCAGGGUGAGGAGCCGGAGUGCCCAUAGAGAGAGGGACCCACAUAGUUGGGAGCAGUUGAAGCAGAGCGUGAGGGGUGAGGAGGAGGAUGGGAGAGACGGAGACGCUCUGGUCCAGGAGACCGACAGCCAGUACGGGACCUGGGAGACAGGACUGCACACUGAACACAGCCUGACUCCUGCCACGCCCACCUCAGACAGCAACCUCAGUCCGUCGCCUAGGAAACUCACUCCGCCCCACACGCCUGGGGAAUACGCCCUGUCCAGUGACUUGGACACCCCAGAUGGCUUUUCCCCCUCAGGCCAGGCCGAGAUACAACCCCUCCACUUCCCUGAGGCCCCUGUCUCCCUGCUGGACACCAGUGCUCUGCGCUCCAGGGUGCAGUUGAGUAAGUUGCGGGGGCCACGGUCACGGCCCACCCGAGCCGCUCGUCAGACGGCUGCUCUGUCUGUACACCCAGAGGGCCAGGCCACGCCUACUGAGGACUGGCGCUGCCGUGACUCCACAGAGGACAAAGUAGAAUCUUCUAAGGAGGACUCUGACUCUGAGGAGCAGGCUAGAGGAGCAGAUCCUCGCCUCGCUGCUGCCUCAUCCCAGCCCCAGAGAGUGGCCCUCUUCCCUGGCAUGGAUCCCUCGGCUCUGAAGGCCCAGCUUAAGAAGAGAGGUGACUCUGACAAUCAGACAGAUGGGCCCGCCCCCUCUCCUUCCCUGCUGUCCCGAUCUCCUAAAUCCCCCUUCCUACCCCGGGCCUGCCGCGUGCUCCCCCCAACCGGGGGAAGAGAAAACGGGGAGGAGGCCUCACCACAGUGGCUGAGGGAGCUGAAAUCAAAGAAGCGACUGAGUCAGUAUGAAAAUGACAGUUAAGUUUAAAUGAGCAGGUUGCCUUAAAAUGGAAGAAUCUGGUGGAGAAUCGGAGACAGAAGCCUUAACCUUUGACCCUGAGAAGAUGGGAACUGCUGCUGCUGACAUUGUAAUUUUGUCAUCUAUUGUUUGUCAUCUGUUUUAUUUUCUCUGUUCUCUUCCUGCCUGUGUGGCAUACUUGUGCAUGGUGCCUUUUACAGAUAAUUGUUUCAUCUUAUGGAUGAAGCAAGGGGGAUUAAAUGGGGCUUCUCGGCUGGGUGUGCCCAUUUCACUGCUAGCUGCUCCCCCUCCCCUGCGCCAGGUGGAUCAUGUGACUUCACCCUGUCAUGUGACACGGGACACUACAGACGAGGGGAACCCAUUGUUUCCUGACAGGUCCCAUAUCAGGAAUGGUUAACUUGUGGGACCACAUGCCUCUUAACCUGGAAGUGCUUCAAUAAGUUGAUGGACAGUCACCUCCACAAUCUAUAUCUUUUAUUUGUUUUUCUUUUUAAUAUUUCAGGUUAGUCUGUGCGUUUACACAAUUGUCAGUGUGUCUGUCAGAGAGUGGGUGUUGGUCACACAAGCCUUGCCAUAGGAUAACACUUCCGAUGUCAUCUAUUGGAACUGAUCAUAACGAACAAAACCCUGCUGAACUAACGGUCAGCUGGGUUGUAUAUUGUGUUAGUACUGAAGAUGGUAUGUAUCUGUAAUCAUGAGACGUUGUAUCAUAUUGUUGCUCAUUUGAAAAAUGAAUCAUAACAUGUCAAAGAGUGCUAGUUUUGUACGGAGAGCAUUUAAAGCAUCACAGCAGCCGUGGCUGCCUAGUCCCCUCCUGAUCCACUAAGUGACUGUGGUCACAAACUAACGGAGAAGCUGCUUUGUAGACACAGUGUGAUGUCUUUAAACGGUGGUAAAGAGGAAUGCUUUGGGUUCACUGUCUGUUUGGUCAUUAUGUCCAGACCCAUAUCUGUGUGUUGUGGUGGGAAGGGGGCGGGGUUUCGUCACAUGGACCUCAAUCACGUACAAGCAUUCAUCAGCCUGACCUUCCUACCUUCCACUUGCCUCUUCCUUCUGUGUGAUAUGAAAUUACUAGGUGUGUAAUACUAAUGUAUGAGUGAGUAAGCUUCAGAAGAAAAUGUUCUGUGCUACCCAUGAGCCAUUCGUUCAUGUCCAACCCCUGGCUCCUGUCUGCAACAUUUAGCAACCUCACAUGCAAUUAAAAAAAAAAAAAAAAUUACGGAAAAGGGUGUGCAUGCACAAUCUCUGCUCCUUUCCCAUCAUGCCUCGCUCAAGACACUACAUGAAGGGCCACACCAAGUAGCUGUGGGUACAAUCGCACAUCCUGGAUAUUAACGGUCAGGGAUUCGUGGCUGUACGGUGGAACGGUGGGAGGGCUGCUGACACUACUCCUGUGGGGAAUGGGAGUGAAAGAGAUUGUUUGGAGGUGAGGGUGUUAUUCGACCCCUGUUUUGUUUUGCUGCACACAACUAUUUGCACCAGUAUUCUUCGAGCUCAGAGCUGACUUGGGCCAUUCCCCCGAUCAUGUUCGUUACGCUCCAUUGUUCCACUGCAUCCCUUUUGCCCUUUGUUAUUUGACGCCCCCCCCCAGCGCUGACCUGGACCCUGGUCGCAUCGUGUUCCACCCUCCACAUUUUCAUGGCUGGUGUUGGAAUGCUUAGUGAAUGUGCUGUUUGAGUCUUUGUUGUCGUCGUUCUUAAGGUGUCUGUCCAUGGUUUGACUUUGUCACGACGUCUGUCAGUUUAAGGGUUUAUUUUUAUCUCCAUUUCUCGUAUAUUUUUUUUAUUUUAAUUUGAAGUAAAGUAUGUAUAUUGCACUGUUGUAAAGCCAGUGUCCAAAAGUAUGAAAUCUUAAUAAAAAUGUACUGUGUUUAGCUA